Spinacia oleracea (spinach) is the source of this 1628-nucleotide messenger RNA. RefSeq names its product auxin-responsive protein IAA9. Gene Ontology annotation, cellular component: nucleus. The transcript has 6 exons. Bases 271 to 1284 code for a protein of 337 amino acids. Gene Ontology annotation, biological process: regulation of DNA-templated transcription. The record is from RefSeq and is a predicted model, not a curated record. NCBI's taxonomy places the organism in Eukaryota, Viridiplantae, Streptophyta, Magnoliopsida, Caryophyllales, Amaranthaceae.
UGCUUUAAUUUUUGCUGCUUUGAGUUUCACAGCGAACAUACAAGAAAGAAGAGCUUAAGCUUUUGUUGCUUUCUGCUUAAUGGAGUCUUCCCUUUUCUCUCUCCUCUCUUCAUACAAACAACCCUUUCAUCUCUUCUUCAUUUUCUACUGAUUACUUUGAUCUCCGUUAACAAAUCUAAUUCCAUAACUCGAAUUUUAAGUAGUUAGAACUUGUGGGGCAAGAUUUGGGAAAAGUUGAUAUAAGAGGGUAAUUUUAAGAACUUGAUUCUGAUGUCUCCCCCAUUAAUGGGUGUUGAGGGGGGAGGGGAAAGCAAUGAUCAUACACUGGUGCCUUCUCUGGCGAGUGUGGAUUCAGGACUAAAAGAGCACAACUAUUUCGGGCUGUCGGACUGUUCUUCUGUUGACAGCUCGAAUGUAUCGGGUUUGUCUGAGGACAAUAAGGACAGUCUGAACUUUAAGGCUACUGAGCUAAGGCUUGGACUUCCCGGGUCUCAGUCUCCUGAAAGAGACUCGAAUCUCUGCCUGUUAAGUACCUCGAUACUCGACGAGAAGUCGUUGUUCCCUUUAACUCCUUUGAAGGAUGGGAUAUCCUCAUCUUCACAAAAGACUGCUGUCUCUGGAAGUAAAAGAGGCUACUGUGAUACUGAAGCUAAUUGGACCUUUAAGUCACAAGGGCAUGAUUCUGAUGCUCCUAAACCAGGUGUUCAGGUGAAGGUUCCAACUAUUGAUGGCAUGAAUUCGAUGUUAUCACCGAGGCCUGCGGCCCCACAAGCCCCACCCCAGAGCGGAGUCUCACAAGCCCCUCCAAAGGCCGUGGGGGAACUGCCGUGUUCUAACAGUGGAAAUAGAGCUCCGGCUGCUAAGGCACAAGUUGUAGGUUGGCCUCCUAUUAGAUCUUUCCGUAAAAAUACGUUGGCCACCACUGCGAAGAGUAAUGAUCCUCUUUUUAUCAAGGUUAGCAUGGAUGGUGCUCCCUAUCUGAGGAAGGUUGAUCUCAGAACUUAUGCUGCUUACCAAGAACUUUCCUCUGGUCUUGAGAAGAUGUUUAGUUGCUUCACACUAGGUCAAUGUGGAUCAAACAUGACUGAAACAAAAUUGAGGGAUCUCUUGCAUGGAUCAGAAUACGUUCUCACCUAUGAGGACAAGGAUGGUGACUGGAUGCUUGUUGGAGAUGUCCCAUGGGAGAUGUUCAUUGAAACAUGCAAAAGGUUGAAGAUUAUGAAGGGUUCUGAUGCAAUUGGCUUAGCUCCGAGGGUCAUGGAGAAAUCUAAGAUCCGGAAUUAGUGAUGCAGCAGCAGAUCUUCCCCUGGAAAUAUUUUAGUCUGGUAUUUCAACGUGGAAGAUAGUGGCACUCAGCAGAUUGUUUUCCACGGAAUAGCUUUUAUGUGGUUUGUAAUUCCAUGCAUCAAGUGUAUGGUGUCUUAUCAUAUCCUCUUAGUGUCUCUGUUUAAAGGCUACAAGUGUACCUUUAAACUUCUGUUAAAACUUGAUUAAGACAGCGUGGUCAUUCUGUUUUCAAACUGUGUGUAUGUUAGAGGGAGCUUUAGUUGAUUAUGUUUGACAUACUUUGUCAUAUUGCCAUAUUGGGUCUGCAAUUAUUAAAUCAAUUAUCGAUUGUUAUUAUGAAA